This is a messenger RNA of Cladocopium goreaui, 507 nucleotides long. The record is from the annotation of a GenBank genome assembly. Lineage: Eukaryota; Dinophyceae; Suessiales; Symbiodiniaceae.
AUGUCAGCUGCGGUCGAUGAAGCGGGCAUUACCCGAGACUGGCAGCAAGCUUUCAUGCUGGACACGUCGCAGCGCACGACAGGAGGACCCGGGUUCAGUUCUGAUGCAGAUGAGGCCAAGCGCCACUGGAAAAGUUUGGCGGAAGCCCGAAAGCAGAUACAGCGAUGCAGUUAUCAAGACAGGACUUACGAGUCGGAUGCUGCAGCAUACCGCACUGCGGUAUAUAUGACGGGCGAAAGAAUCAAAGUGCCGUCUGAGGGAAUGGAGGGGAUUACCGUCGCCACGAACCCCGGCGCAGGGACAGGGUUCAUGGAAAAGCUUUUGAAUGAGGCACGUGGACUCAAAGUGCCUUACAAAAAGGCUGAUCUGAUCGAUGAUAUGGCAUACGAAAUAUUCCAUAUGAUGGAACGUGUAGCACAGGGCCAACCCAUGCAGUCCGACGUGGAGCUGCUUCCAGUCUUGGGCAUAAAGAUGCUCGCUCCAAAGCUCGACCACUAUACGAUAUGA